Messenger RNA from Closterium sp. Naga37s-1, 1809 nucleotides. Lineage: Eukaryota; Viridiplantae; Streptophyta; Zygnematophyceae; Desmidiales; Closteriaceae. The record is from the annotation of a GenBank genome assembly.
GCAUGCGGCACAACAGUGGCCUACGCCAAGUCAUACGCCUUGAGCUUGGCGGCCAACUUCCUCGCCUCCGGCCACAUCGUGCUUGUCAACGUGCUGCCAUGCCUCGCUGACUCGCUCUUCCGCUUCACCAACAGGCUCUCACCACACCUGCAUCCGCUCGUCUUCCCCCUCGUCUCCGCCUCCAUCUGGACCCUCCUCUCGCUGCUCUCCCCCUUUGGUGCCUUAGCCCACCCGUUCUACUCGUUGUGCUCCCUGCUGCCACUCGUGCAAGCCACGGCAUAUGUCGGCAUGGAUGGUGUCCUGCUGCUGGUGGCCUGGCUGGUGGGGGGUAUUCACCAGAUGAUGUUUGAGGGGGAUGCGGUGGUGAGGGGCGAGGACGGCGGAGGGAGAGAGGGAGAAGGAUUCUACCAGCAGCUGGUCGGAGCACCCAUCAUGCCCGCCGUCCCUGUCUCCUGCAUCCUCUUGCAAGCCCCCACCGAAGCCAUCCCUCCAAGGUCUCCGGAAUCGCUCCGCCUGCUUACUGCUGCUGCUAAUGCCUCCACGCCUUUUCCCACGCUCUCCAUGCUGCAGAGGGGAUGCGGGGGAGAAGGGGAGAAGCGGGGGGGCCAGGGAGAGUGUCAACAGGGGCAAAUUGGAGAUGCAGAAGGGGCAGUAUAUGCAGCAGCAGUAGGGGAAGGAGCAACGGGAAGAGCAAAAGCAGCAGACGGGGUAGGAGGAGCAGCAGCACCAGCGAAAGGGACGUGGGAGGAGUGGGAGGCGCGGCGUGUGUCAGGCAUAGCACGGGUGAUGCAGCAGACGCAGCAGAGAGCGAGUGCAGGCGAUGCGCUGAUCCUGUGGUCGGAGGCUACCAUCAUUCUGCUGCACGAUCAUGAGGAGGCCAAGCUCCUGGCUGAUCUCUCUGCCAUCGCCACCACUGCCAGGGCCAACCGCACUGCCGCUGCUGCUGGGGAAGCUGCAGCUCCAUCAAUUCUUGGGCCAUACCUGGGUGCUUCAUAUGUAAAGCUCAUCACCUUCGUCCCUGAGAUCUUCAUCAACACGUUCGUCCUCAUCGACCCCAGCGGCGCCCCCAUCCUGCGCUACAACAAGACGCACCUCUUUCCCUCUGUGGAGGAUGACGUCCUGCCAGGCCCCGGUUCCCUGCCCGUGGUGGACACGGAACUCGGUAGAAUGUCUGUGGCCAUCUGUUUCGACAUGCAGUUCCCUGCGCUGAUCCGCCAGGCUGGCAGACAAGGAGUGGACAUUCUCAUGCAGCCCAGCUGGUCAUGGGGCGCCACAGGCCACUUGUUUUCUGAUGGAGACGCAGUGAGGGCGGCAGAGAAUGGGCUCACUCUUCUGCGCUGUUGCUCCGUUGGGGUGUCAGGGAUUGUCUCUCCUCACUACCGCACCCUUGCUGCACGAGUGGACAUUCUCAUGCAGCCCAGCUGGUCAUGGGGCGCCACAGGCCACUUGUUUUCUGAUGGAGACGCAGUGAGGGCGGCAGAGAAUGGGCUCACUCUUCUGCGCUGUUGCUCCGUUGGGGUGUCAGGGAUUGUCUCUCCUCACUACCGCACCCUUGCUGCACGUGAAGGGCUAGAGUCUGGGACGCUCUCAAUGCACCUGCCCCGCCUGCCCCAUGCCCCAGCGCUCUACCCCUUUAUUGGCCUACCCAUCUCCCUCCUCUUCCUCGUCCUCACCCUCCUUGCAUCAUUCCUUGCCGUUUGCCCCGCCCUUUCGAAAUUCCUUUUUGUCACCCCACCCUGCUCGUUGCUGCCUCACCCUCGCUGCUUGGCUGGGCUGCAGGGGGAGGGGGAGAGGGAAAAGGAAGGGUAG